Molecule: messenger RNA, 1375 nt
Organism: [Candida] anglica
Lineage: Eukaryota; Fungi; Ascomycota; Pichiomycetes; Serinales; Debaryomycetaceae
Source: the annotation of a GenBank genome assembly
AGAUCUAAUCUUUUGAAAGUAGCUAUUUUGAAGCGAUUGAAGCAUAUAUACAACAAGCAAGCAGUUUUACGAUUGAUUGUUAUUCUUAUUAAUUGAUUCUUUCCUUCUUUUCUCAAUCCUUCAUAUUCAUUUACAAAUAGGUCCAAAAUGCUCCGUACUGCUGCCUCCAUGAGAGCCGUUGCUAGAGCUCCGCUCAUGACUAGAACUUUGGCUUCUUCUGCCUCUGACCUCGUCACCGUCGAAUUGCCAGCCUCCUCUUUCGAAGGUUACAACCUCGACGUCCCUGAACUUACCUUUGAAACCGAAAAGGAAAAGCUUCUUCAAAUGUACAAAGAUAUGAUCAUUAUCAGAAGAAUGGAUAUGGUUUCCGAUGCCUUGUACAAGGCCAAGAAGAUUAGAGGUUUCUGUCACUUGUCUGUCGGUCAAGAAGCCAUCGCUGUUGGUAUCGAAGCUGCCAUCACUCCAAAGGACACUGUCAUUACCUCUUACCGUUGUCACGGUUUCGCAUACAUGAGAGGUGCUUCUGUCAAGCAAGUUCUUGGUGAAUUAUUAGGUAAGCGUGACGGUAUUACCCACGGUAAGGGUGGUUCUAUGCACAUGUUCGCCCCAGGUUUCUACGGUGGUAACGGUAUUGUCGGUGCUCAAGUUCCUCUUGGUGCUGGUUUGGCCUUUGCUCACAAGUACAGAGGUGAUUCUAACGCUACUUUUGCCCUUUACGGUGAUGGUGCCUCUAACCAAGGUCAAGUUUUCGAAUCAUACAACAUGGCCAAGUUGUGGAACUUGCCAUGUAUCUUCGCUUGUGAAAACAACAAGUAUGGUAUGGGUACUGCUGCUGCUCGUUCUUCUGCCAUGACCGAAUACUACAAGCGUGGUCAAUACAUUCCAGGUUUGAAGGUCAAUGGUAUGGAUAUCUUGGCUUGUUACCAAGCUUCCAAGUUCGCCAAGGACUGGUGUGCUUCCGGUAACGGUCCUCUUGUUCUUGAAUACGAAACUUACAGAUAUGGUGGUCACUCCAUGUCUGACCCAGGUACUACUUACAGAACCAGAGAAGAAGUCCAACACAUGCGUUCUAGAAACGAUCCAAUUGCCGGUUUGAAGGCUAGAUUAUUGGAAUUAAACAUUGCCACUGAAGAAGAAAUCAAGUCUUAUGACAAGGCUGCCAGAAAGUAUGUUGAUGAACAAUCUGCUGCUGCUCAAGCUGAUGCUCCACCUGAAGCUAAGAUGGACAUUUUGUUUGAAGACGUCUACGUCCCAGGUUCCGAAAUUAAGGAAUUGAGAGGUAGAAUUUCUGAUGACACCUGGAACUUUGAAAAGGGUACUUUCAGCAACAAGGUUUACUAGAGGUUUUUAGAUUCCUAACAGAAAAGGAAUAUAU